AUUGUCUCGACAACUGUGAAAGGAGCGCAGCAGAGGAUGGAGAGCAAGCCAGCGGUGAACGGCCAUGCUGCCCCCAUCUCUCCCCAGGAAGACAAGCCAGGAGCAAAGCACUUGUACGAGGACAUACUGCCUUGCAAACAGAAAAAAGCAGUUGGCGGGGAGGUGACGGUGAUGGAUGCUUCUAGUCAGCCCUCGGAGGCAGCUGGCAGCAUUGCUGGAGUAUAUGUAGAGGCUUUGAAGAAGACAAUGAGCUUUUAUGAUGCCACCACAGAGCAUCUUCUGAGUUUGGAUUCAGCACUCUGUCUUCUCGAGGCCCAAGCAGCCACGGGCUUCAUCAUCGACCCGGUGAAGAACAGGCACGUUUCUGUAGCAGAAGCUGUGCUGCUGGGGCUGGUGGGGCUGGAGCUGAAGGAAAGGCUGCUCUCUGCAGAGAGAGCUGCUACUGGCUUCGUGGACCCCUACACAGAAGAGAAAAUCUCCCUCUACCAGGCAAUCCAGAAGGACCUGAUUGGGAGGGAGCAAGGUACUCGGCUGCUAGAGGUCCAGAUUGCAACUGGAGGGUUUCUCCACUGGCUGGCGGUCCCAGCCCCUCGCUGCCGGCUCCCAGCAGAUGUUGCCUGUGAGAGAGGAUAUUUAGAUGAAGAGAUGAGACAAUUCCUCUCUGACCCCAAUAACGAGGACAACAAAGGGUUCCUCAACCCCAGUACUAUGGAGAGGGUCACUUAUAAGGAGCUUAUAAAGAGGUGUGUUGUUGAUCCAGUCACUGGCUUCCUCCUCUUUCCCCUACAAAUCACAUUCCAAGGGCUGGGAGGGAGGGUGAGCAGCAGGGACCUGCUGGACUCUGGCAUCAUCAGCCCUGACACGUUCAGAGGUCUUGAGGAGGGAAGAGUUUCUGCCCAGGAGGUAGCAGAGAAUGACUCCGUUCAGCAGUUCUUGCAUGGGACGAGGAGCGUGGCUGGUGUUGUCCUGCCUUCCGGUGAGCGGAAAAGCCUUUACCAGGCACUGAGAGAACAUCUCCUCAUGCCCGGUGCUGCUCUUAUGCUCCUGCAAGUCCAGGCCUCCACCGGCAGCCUGACAGACCCCGUAAAGAACAAAACCUACUCAGUUGAUGAGGCUGUCAGAGUCGGUCUCAUCGGCCCAGAGCUUCACGAGAAACUGUCUUCAGCUGAGAGGACCAUCACUGGAUACAGGGACCCUUACACUGGAGAAAUGCUCUCUCUGUUCCAAGCCAUCAAGAAGGGCUUUAUCCCCAAGGAUCACGGCAUUUGCCUUCUGGAGGCUCAGAUGGCCACAGGAGGUAUAAUUGCUCCAGGCAGGCACCUCCGUGUCCCCACAGAGACAGCUUGCAAGUGGGGGUACCUGGACGAGGCCACAAGACAGCUGCUCUCCAGUCCUACUGAUGACAUGAAAAGGUUCUUUGACCCCAACUCCAAGGAGAAUCUGAUCUACGCAGACCUGCUCAAGCGCUGUGUCACUGAUCCCAACACGGGGCUCCUUCUGAUGCCACUUGGUGGAGACAGUAGAGAAGGAUCCGAGGGAGCCCACCUCUUUUUUGACCACAGGACCCAAACAACUCUGGAAAACACACAGGUACCCAUUGCUUUAGGUAAAUUCAAGGGAAAGUUGGUGUCUCUCUGGAAGCUCCUCUUCUCAGACUACAUCCAGAGUGAGCAAAGAGCUGCUCUCACCCAGCAGUACCUUGCAGGAACGCUCUCUACGCAAGAAUUGGGCAAGGCAGUCAGUGCCACCGUUGAGGAAAUGGCUUCCACUGCUAAUGUCACCUUUGAAGGACUGAGGGACCGAGUGACAGCUGACCAGCUCCUGAGCUCUGAAAUCAUCAACAAAGAUUUGUUUAAGAAACUGAAGGAGGGAGAAACAUCAGCCAAAGAAGUUGUCAGCAUGGACACUGUCAAAAAGUACCUGCAAGGGACUGGUAGCAUCGGUGGGCUCCUACUUCCUGACUCCCAGGAGAAGAUCAGCAUCUACCAGGCAAAGCGGAAAGGACUUUUAAGGCCAGGAACAUCACUGAUCCUCCUGGAGGCACAGGCUGCUACUGGAUUUAUCAUUGACCCAGCUGCCAACAAAAGGUAUUCUGUGGAUGAGGCGUUAAGAGCGAACGUCAUUGGCCCGGAUGUUUAUGAUAAGCUACUGACUGCAGAGAAAUCCGUCACUGGCUACAGAGAUCCCUACUCAGGGAAUAAGAUCUCCCUCUUCCAGGCCAUGAAGAAGGAGCUCAUUGUCAGGGAGCAUGCUAUCCGCCUGCUCGAGGCCCAGAUCGCCACCGGCGGCAUCAUCGACCCCGUCAACAGCCACCGCAUCCCCGUGGAGGUGGCCUACCGCCGCGGCUACUUUGACAAGAAGAUGAACUUAAUCCUUUCUGAUCCCACUGAUGACACCAAGGGCUUCUUCGACCCCAACACCCACGAGAACCUUACCUACCUGCAGCUGAAGGAGAAGUGCAUCACAGAGCCAUCCACCGGGCUCUGCCUCCUUCCUCUGAACAGCAGGAAGCGCCAGUUCAUUGACGACGCCACCAGACGGGUGUUCAGGAGCUCCUGGCUGCCGAUAUUCAACCACUACCAGCUGAGGAAGCUCACCCUGGAGCAAAUUCGAAGCAUGUUAGAGGAAGAAAUGAAGAAAUGGGCCCCCAUCAAGUUCCCGGCCAUGAGAGGCAGCGUCAGUGCUUACCACCUGAUGGAAACAGGCAUCAUUGACAAGGCCCUGUUUGAGAAGCUGUUGGAGGGAUCUGUCACUCCGGAGGAAGUCCUGCGCAUGGACUCUGUCAGAAAGUACCUCUACGGCUCUGGCAGCAUCGGGGGGAUUGUACUCCAGCCAUCAAACCAGAGGAUAAGCAUUUACGAGGCCAUGAAGAAAAACAUCAUGGUACCAGGAUCUGCCCUCCCACUGCUGGAGGCCCAGGCUGCCACAGGCUUCAUCAUCGACCCAGUGAACAACCAGAAACUCUGUGUGGAUGAUGCCAUCAAGGAGGGAGUCAUUGGGCCAGAACUCACCGAGAAACUCCUUCUAGCUGAGAGGGCAGUGACCGGCUACACAGACCCCUACACGGGGAGCUCUAUCUCCUUAUGCCAAGCCCUCAGGAAAGAGCUGAUUCCCCUGGAAGAUGCUGUUCCCUUGCUAGAGGCCCAGCUGGCCACAGGAGGGGUCAUUGAUCCCAUUCACCACCAUCACCUUCCACUCCAGGCUGCAUGCAGAUACGGCUUCUACGAUGAGGACCUGAACCAAACCCUCUCUCAGCUGAAUGACAGCACCAAAACCUUUUUUGAUCCGAACACAAAGGAGAGCGUGACCUACCAGCAGCUGAAGGAUCGGUGCAUUCGUGAGCCUGAGUCAGGUCUCUGGCUCCUUCCUCUGUCAGAAAACUCCAUGUUCUGUGCGUUUGCAUUCAAGGGCCUGCGGAAAAGUGUAUCUGCCAGUGACCUCUUCCAGUCUCAACUUAUAGACAAAAAAACCCUCGAUGAGCUCAAAGAGGGGAAGAAAACAGUCAAAGAAGUCACUGAAAUGGACUCUGUCCGCAGGUACCUGGAGGGCAGCAAUUACAUAGCAGGGGUCCUUAUACAGCCGAGCAAUGAGAAGAUGAGCAUCUACCAGGCCAUGAGGAAGGGCAUCCUGAGGCCAGGGACAGCACUGGUGCUGCUGGAGGCGCAGGCUGCCACUGGCUACAUCAUUGACCCAGAGAAAAACAAGAAGUUUUCAGUGGAGGAAGCACUAACUGCAGGGCUAAUUGGCAGGGAGAUUUUUGAAAAGCUACUCAGCGCAGAAAGAGCUGUGACGGGCUACACCGACCCCUACACAAAAGCCCCAAUAUCCCUAUUUGAAGCUAUGAACCAAGGACUGAUUGUCAAGAGCCACGGCGUCCGCCUGCUCGAGGCCCAGAUCGCCACCAGCGGCAUAAUAGACCGCCACCGCCUCCCCGUGGAGGUGGCCUACCGCCGCGGCUACUUCAACCAGGAGAUGAACCAGAUCCUCUCCGACCCCACCGAUGACACCAAGGGCUUCUUCGACCCCAACACCCACGAGAACCUCACCUACAUGCAGCUCCUGGAGAGGUGUGUCCAAGAUUCAGAGACUGGGUUGUACAUGCUACAGGUUGUACAGGAAGGAGGAAAGUACUUCUACAUUGAUGAGUCUACAAAACAGGUUUUGCGCUCAAAGCCCCUUGAAGUGAAAGUUGGAAAGUUUAAGGACCAAGCAGUUUCCAUCUGGGAAAUUCUCUGCUCUCAUUACUUCUCCGAGCAGAAACGGAAAGAACUGGUGAUGCAGUACAAAAGCAAAACUCUCACACUGGAAGAUCUUAUAGCCCUCAUCCUCAAAAUAAUUGAGGAUACAGAGCAAAGAGCAGAAGCCCUCAAGGUUAAAGGACUGCGCGGUGAUGUGUCAGUAUCAGAACUGUUUAACUCCGAGAUUAUUGACAAGAAAACUAUAGACCAGCUGCAGGAUGGGAGUCUCACGCUUGCCAGACUCACAAAGAGGGACACCAUCAAAAGGUACUUGGAUGGCACUGGAUGCAUCGCAGGGGUUUUAGUCCCAUCAAGGAAAGAGAAGAUGAGCAUCUACCAGGCCCUGAAGAAGGGCCUCCUCACAGAGCAAUGUGCACUGGGGCUGCUGGAGGCACAGGCUGCCACUGGUUUUCUCAUUGACCCACUGAAAAAUAAGAAGCUCUCCGUGGAUGAAGCUGUCUCAUCCGGGUUGGUGGGCAGCGAGCUGCACGAGAAGCUCCUGUCAGCAGAGAAAGCUGUGACAGGAUACACAGAUCCUCAUGAAGGAAGCAAAAUAUCCCUCUUCCAGGCGAUAAAGCAAAAGAUGAUGGUCAAGGAGCACGGCAUCCGCCUGCUCGAGGCGCAGCUCGCCACCGGCGGCAUCAUCGACCCCGUGCACAACCACCGCCUCCCCCUGGAUGUGGCCUACCGGCGCGGCUGCUUGGAUGACAAUAUGUUUCUACGACUUUCUGAUCCAGAUCACGGCAGCAAAGGUUUUAUAGAUCCAAACACUCAUGAGAAAAUCACUUACAGUGAGCUCCUGCACAGAUGUUCAAAAGACAGAGAUACUGGAUUGUACCUGCUGCAGCUCAUGGGAGAAGAAGAUGACUAUUUCUACAUUGAUGAACAAACGAAAAAUGCACUUUUAUCGACAAAG
Opisthocomus hoazin is the source of this 5154-nucleotide messenger RNA. The record is from RefSeq and is a predicted model, not a curated record. Lineage: Eukaryota; Metazoa; Chordata; Aves; Opisthocomiformes; Opisthocomidae.